Molecule: messenger RNA, 423 nt
Organism: Exophiala dermatitidis NIH/UT8656
Lineage: Eukaryota; Fungi; Ascomycota; Eurotiomycetes; Chaetothyriales; Herpotrichiellaceae
Exons: 2
Coding region: 1-423 (140 amino acids)
Biological process (GO): protein stabilization; negative regulation of apoptotic process
Source: RefSeq, a predicted model, not a curated record
AUGGCCGAACCCAUCCCAUCCGCCGCCACAGACGGCGCCGACGACGAAACAUCCCAGAACCUGCCCAAGAACGCCGAAGACCGCAAGGCCGCCGCGGCUCUCAACGCCCUCAAUGCCAACGACAUGUCGCAAGAGAAUGGCGAGACGACCACGAAACAACCUUCGGCGGCGGACCAGGAGGCGUUGGGGAAAGCCAUGUCUCGACUAGAGAUUGCCAGUGGAUUGGGAAAGAAGACCGACGACACCAAAAAGGCGGAAGGGACCAAAAAGGACGUCGAGGUCAAGAAGAAGAUUAAGAUUGCUGCGGAAGAUGUGAAUUUCUUGGUUGAGGAGCUCGACCUGUCCAAGGUCAAGGCGACAGACCUUCUGCGGUCGCAUGAAGGCAAUGCAACAGAGGCUAUUAAGAGUUUCCUGAGGCCGUAG